This is a messenger RNA of Erigeron canadensis, 1440 nucleotides long. Its product is annotated as cell division cycle 20.2, cofactor of APC complex-like. The record is from RefSeq and is a predicted model, not a curated record. Gene Ontology annotation, molecular function: protein binding; anaphase-promoting complex binding; ubiquitin ligase activator activity. The coding region runs from base 1 to 1323 and encodes 440 amino acids. The transcript has 5 exons. NCBI's taxonomy places the organism in Eukaryota, Viridiplantae, Streptophyta, Magnoliopsida, Asterales, Asteraceae. Gene Ontology annotation, cellular component: anaphase-promoting complex. Gene Ontology annotation, biological process: positive regulation of ubiquitin protein ligase activity; positive regulation of anaphase-promoting complex-dependent catabolic process; anaphase-promoting complex-dependent catabolic process.
AUGGAUGCAGAUAAUAUUUCUGCAACAGCACCAUCAGUUUCAACUGAAAAACGCCUAAAGAGAUUUUAUCAUGAUCAGAAUCUGGACAGAUUCAUCCCCAAUCGUGCUGCAAUGGAUUUUAACUUUGCGAAUUACAUGCUUACGGGUGGGAAGGUUCAUAAGGAAAGCUCCUCUCCUUGUUCACCAUGGAGAGAAAACUACCAAAAGAAGCUUGCUGAAGCUCUCAAUAUGAAUAGGACACGGAUCCUUUCUUUCAAAAACAAGCCACCUCCGUCACUUAAUGCUGUCAAGGAGACUUCUCCGCCUCUUCUUAAGUCGUCCGUGAAGCAUAGGAGAUAUAUUUCUCAAUCUAGUGAUAGGACUUUGGAUGCACCUGAUAUUGUGGAUGACUACUAUUUGGAUAUCGUUGAUUGGGGUAUCAGCAAUAUUAUUGCUAUUGGUCUUGGAUAUAGUGUCUAUCUGUGGGAUGCAUCAAACGGGUCAACCUCUGAACUUUUAUCAGCUGAUUAUAACAGUGGCCCUGUUACAAGUGUAAAGUGGGCACCUGAUGGAAGACAUCUAGCUGUCGGUUUGAACAAUUCUAAGGUUCAGCUGUGGGAUGUUACUACCACACGACGGUUGAGGACUCUACAAGGAGGGCAUCAUUCGAGAGUCGCAUCUCUCGAUUGGAACAAUCAUAUUUUGACAACCGGUAGCAUGGAUAGUUUAAUAAUCAACAAUGAUGUUAGAAUAAGUUCACAUAUCAUUGGGACAUACAGAGGCCAUCAUCAAGAGGUUUGUGGAUUGAAAUGGUCACCAUCAGGUCAACAGUUAGUGAGCGGUGGUAACGACAACCUUGUCUAUAUAUGGAACCUGUCUUCUAAUCAAAGCAUACACUGCUUCUCAGACCAUACAUCUGCUGUAAAAGCUCUAGAGUGGUGUCCAUUUCAGAGUAAUUUACUAGCUUCUGGUGGUGGAGUAGGAGAUCAGUGCAUUAAGUUUUGGAAUUCAAACACGGGUGCAUGCUUGAAUUCAGUGGACACGGGCUCACAGGUGUCAUGCUUGCUUUGGAAUAGACAUGAGCGAGAACUUUUGAGCUCUCAUGGGUUCAGUGACAACCAACUCACUCUUUGGAAGUACCCUUCUAUGGUUAAGUUGGCUGAACUCCGUGGUCACACUUCAAGGGUACUGCAUAUGACUCAGAGUCCAGAUGGGUAUAGGGUUGCAUCUGUCGGUGCUGAUGAGACGCUGCGAGUGUGGAACGUGUUUGGUACACCACAAGUGGUCAAGAAUAUAAGUGAUAAACAUGCAGAACCAUUUGCUAAUGUUGGACGUAUUAGAUGAGUAUCUGAAAACUAAUCACAGGCAAGAAGUUUACUUUCUGAAAUAGCUUUUGAAAUGGUUGUAAAGAUGCAUAUCCAUUUAAGUUUAAGUUUUAUAUUGUAAAGUUUUUCUGUAUAA